Molecule: messenger RNA, 801 nt
Organism: Vicia faba (fava bean)
Lineage: Eukaryota; Viridiplantae; Streptophyta; Magnoliopsida; Fabales; Fabaceae
Source: the annotation of a GenBank genome assembly
AUGGAGAGAGAUGACAAAACUCCACAAGAGCCAGUCUCCUACCACUCCUCUCUCCGUUCAGGUGCCACUUUGCUCUCACGCCGAAUGUUCCGUACUUGCCGCAACUUCAUCCAACGCCAACCAAGAUCUGACCCAGAAAUUGCUACUCAACUCGACCGCAUGCUCGCAAUAAUCGAUGUCUUGGAGGCCGCGUCACUCCGAGUGGGUCUCGGCAACAAUCUUCCUGAUCACUAUGCCAUACUCCAACUCAAACCCUCCGACGACACCACAAACCGCGAUUUAGUGCGGCAGCGUUACAAGACUCUUGUUCGCAAGCUUGACCCAAACAAGAACAUGUUUCCUUUAGCCGAAGAAGCCCUCAUGAAAGUCCGUGAAUCCUGGCAAGUUCUCUCUGACCCGGUUCAGUUAGACCGGUUUGAAAAGGAGCUUAAGGGAGAGGCUGAGGUUGUUUCACCGGCUUCGUUUUGGACUAUGUGUCCUUAUUGCUGGUAUUUGCAUGAGUAUGAGAAGAAAUACGAAGAUUUUACUCUUCGAUGUGGGAACUGUCAGAGAACCUUUCACGGAUCUCCGGUGAAGCCGCCGGAACCGGAGUCGAUGGUGGAGGGAAAAGAACAGUACUAUUGCUAUCACAUGAGUUUGCCCUUGAGGUAUCCCGUGGAUGAAAAUUGUAGCUUUGAAAUUGGGGGUAAUGGGGGUAGGAAGAUGAGGAUAAAGACUGUGGCUAAUAGGUCUAAAGUGAAAGGGUUUGUUGUUCCGGAUAGUGAAUCUGAAUCGGAUCCUGAAAUGGAAGUGGAGCUGUGA